UUCCGUAGCCACUUUCAUAGUACUGUGGGCUUGGUGUUUUCAGGAAUUCACGCGUCAUAGGAUCUUUUGUAUAGGAUGACACCACUUGUUAUCUAGAGUUAUACGAUCAGGACGUCAAUAUGGAAGUCGUUUCCUGCUGCAGGAACGCUGCAACCUCUCUUGGCCAAGGCCCGAUCCUCGUCGUUCCCUCCCUGUUUAGCAACUCUAAACCGAACUAGGUCGCUCGAUCCAUCCUUCUAUCCUAAUUGCUUCCGUCCAACCAAUCCGAAUCGUAGUACCAACAAGGCUGCUUCCCGGUCUAGAUGGUGUUUCCCGCGGUUCCGCAGGAAUGGAACCUAUGACGUCGAUCCCAAAAUGGACAAACAAAAACAAGUAAUCUAUUUCAUCGCUCCCCUCUCCCUCCUCCCAUAAGAGUGCUAUGUCAUCCCUCUCGCCGCCCCUAGACUCGGCAUCAGCGACCAAUAUUGUUCUCACAACUGACCACUCGCAUUCAUCGACCACGACCAACUCUACCGUCUGUUCCCCUUGCCCCUCCCCUCCUCCAGCUCCCAUCUCAACGAUGCAGACAAUUCAUCCAUUCCUCCUUGAACAACACAUUCGAUACUCUCAAGAGCUAGCAGAGUAUUCAUCCCGUCAACUGGUCGUCGCUCAACAAGAACAUGCCAUUGCCGAAGCGAGACGUCGUCAGGCCCAGGCUGGGGCACAGGCCCAAAAUCAGUCCAGGGAACAAUCGAGGACGCCUCCUUCUCGUCAACGUCAGCGUUGGAAUGGCGGUGGAAGUAAUAUGGGCGGAGAAGGGGUCGUGGGCAGGGUUGGAAGGGCCAUCGUCAGAGCUGUUGACUUUUCUGGAGGUCAUGGGAACGGCCAUAGGGAGAGGUCAUCGAAUAACGAUCCUGCAGACAACUCGAGGCCAUAAUUGACCAUAGUGCAGAGAUAAAGUU
Molecule: messenger RNA, 941 nt
Organism: Cantharellus anzutake
Lineage: Eukaryota; Fungi; Basidiomycota; Agaricomycetes; Cantharellales; Hydnaceae
Exons: 1
Coding region: 419-916 (165 amino acids)
Source: RefSeq, a predicted model, not a curated record